UUUCGGUGGGGAGACUUGAGUGACGUCCUGCUUUUGUCCUGACCUUAUUUAAAUCCCAUCAUCGUCUUUUCUUUUGCUCUUCUCCCCCUUCAAGCUACAUAGUGGAUUCCAUCGCUUUAAGGGUUUCUCAUACAUCGACUUUAAACUUAGAAAACGAUCCAACUCUCUAUCAGCAACCCCUCGAUCGACUGUCGCGUGCUCUCUAAUCACACCCUGGGCCUUUGAACAUGUCUGCGGAAGCUAGCUCUGUUAACGGCAAAGCGCCAGUUCGCCCUCAUCACCGUCCAUCUGGCAUCGUCAACGUCCAGCCUGCGCGGUUGUCUGAUCUGCAGCCUAAAUACGCCCAAGUGCUUGAGCAGGACCACCAGAACCCCGAGGCUCAUGGGUGGUAUGCCUCUUUUAAACACAACAUCGGAGAGUGCAUCGGUGCACUGGGUAUCAUUCCCUGCUGUCCUUGUCCAAACCCCUUCCGCUCUGUCCAGCAAGGUGAAGUCGGGUUGGUCUCGAGAUUUGGCCGCUUCGAACGCGCUGUCGACCCCGGUCUCGUUAAGGUCAACCCUAUGAGCGAGCGCCUCAUUACUGUAGAUGUGAAGAUUCAGAUCGUCGAGGUGCCUCGCCAGGUGUGCAUGACCAAGGACAACGUUACUCUCAACCUGACUUCCGUGAUCUACUACCAAAUCGUCUCACCACAUAAGGCUGCAUUUGGUAUUUCCAACAUCCGUCAGGCGCUUGUGGAACGCACCCAGACAACUUUGCGCCACGUACUUGGAGCGCGUGUUUUGCAGGAUGUGAUCGAGCGCCGCGAGGAGAUCGCUCAAUCCACAUCGGAGAUCAUCGAAGAGGUGGCUUCAGGAUGGGGUGUCCAGGUUGAGUCUAUGCUCAUCAAGGACAUUAUCUUCAGUGAUGACCUCCAGGACUCCCUGUCCAUGGCUGCGCAGUCCAAGAGAAUCGGCGAAAGCAAGGUCAUUGCUGCUCGUGCUGAAGUUGAGUCGGCUAAGCUAAUGCGCCAGGCCGCCGACAUCCUGUCUUCUGCUCCUGCUAUGCAGAUCCGAUACCUCGAGGCCAUGCAAGCCAUGGCCAAGACUGCCAACAGCAAGGUCAUCUUCCUUCCCGCUAUGAACCAAAGCAUACAGCAACAGUUGGCAACAGCCGAAAACGCCGGCGAGGGGCCCAGUCGCUACGGCUCCAACCCUCAAGUUAACGAGGGAUUUCAGCGUGCUAUGAAUGCACGUGUGGUGGAGGACAUCUAAAUGCAACAACGCCUGACACGUGCCUUUUUCUGUAUUCUGCUUUCUCUAUUUUGCUUGGAUGAAGAUACCCGUCUGUUUUGAUCAUUGAAUUAAUGUCUGUUAUGAUUCUUGUAUGACUACCCGAGUAGAAGCAACUGCUAGCACCCAGGGAAGGGAGCAUGAGACCAGUGCGCGGUAGAUCUCCAGUGGCUUUACAAUAUCCUUCAAAAUUCCUAUAGUGCUUUGGG
Messenger RNA from Aspergillus ochraceoroseus IBT 24754, 1477 nucleotides. Its product is annotated as slipin family protein. Gene Ontology annotation, cellular component: plasma membrane. The transcript has 4 exons. NCBI's taxonomy places the organism in Eukaryota, Fungi, Ascomycota, Eurotiomycetes, Eurotiales, Aspergillaceae. The record is from RefSeq and is a predicted model, not a curated record. Bases 228 to 1250 code for a protein of 340 amino acids.